This is a messenger RNA of Lottia gigantea (owl limpet), 777 nucleotides long. RefSeq lists its product as hypothetical. The transcript has 5 exons. Gene Ontology annotation, cellular component: Golgi apparatus; endoplasmic reticulum. The record is from RefSeq and is a predicted model, not a curated record. Gene Ontology annotation, biological process: peptidyl-L-cysteine S-palmitoylation; protein targeting to membrane. Lineage: Eukaryota; Metazoa; Mollusca; Gastropoda; Lottiidae. The annotation marks the transcript as partial. Gene Ontology annotation, molecular function: protein-cysteine S-palmitoyltransferase activity.
AUCCUUGUCAGGAUAUUCCAUACAAUAUUAUGUGUUGGUGUACCUGCUUCAUUGUUAUUCAAGGAUACAAUAUUGAAGAAAGCAAUAAUUGAUAUGAAUAAUUUGAUAUAUGGUAUAACAUAUUUAUUACUGGUUAUAUUAUCAUUAUCAAUGUAUUAUACAGCAUGUUUUAUUGAUCCUGGAUUUAUCCCAUUUCAAAACAAAAACUGUAAUAUGAUACAUAGUGAAGACAGUAAGCGACUCCGUGAUGCUAAACUUAAAUACAGGAAAUGUGAUUUCUGUGAGAUACAGCAACCAAUGAGAGCCAAACAUUGUGAAGAUUGUCAACGGUGUGUUCGAAAGUAUGAUCAUCAUUGUCCAUGGUUAGAAGCUUGUGUUGGAGAGAGAAAUCAUAAAUAUUUUCUCUUGUUUUUAUUAUCGACUACAGCUUUAAUAUUCUGGACUCUCUAUAUAACAUGGGAGGGUAUCCAAAAUGAAGUUCACUGGUCUGAUUGGUUUCAUCAGAAUUUUGUAUUUAUGAUUGAUAUUAUUAUUUUAAUAUUUGGUGGACUCGUUGUGUUUGGGUUAUUAUUUUUCCACAGUUAUCUGAUGUGUCGUGGAAUGACAACAUGGGAAGCUGCGUCAAGGGAGAGAAUCACCUAUUUAAAAUAUCUGGAUGAUGAAUAUAACCCGUUUGAUGAAGGACUAUGUAAAAAUAUGUAUUAUUUUCUGUGUGGUUGUCAUGUACGAGAUUGGGAGACAAUUUACACAAAUAAAGCCAAUGUUAAAGAUGGAGGU